Naegleria lovaniensis is the source of this 1521-nucleotide messenger RNA. RefSeq lists its product as uncharacterized. The coding region runs from base 1 to 1521 and encodes 506 amino acids. NCBI's taxonomy places the organism in Eukaryota, Heterolobosea, Eutetramitea, Acrasida, Naegleriidae. The record is from RefSeq and is a predicted model, not a curated record. The transcript has 4 exons.
AUGGCUUCACAACCAACCACCUAUUUGGUCAACGCCUCUCCAAGACCCACUGUUGAAGUCAAAGAUUUGAAAGAUGCCUACCAUGUGAUUAUUAAUAUGGAUUCAACUCCAACAACCACUCCAUCUGACAGUCAUCACCCUCAUGAUGAACAACUCGUUGCUCAAAAAUACAUUCAAUUUGCAGAGAAGGUCAAACAAAUCGCUGAUUCCAUUCCAGUAAAUAUCUCACCAGAAGCCUCUGCUCUCCAACAACAAUUAUUGGCCAUUGUCAGAGAUCUGACUUACAAAUCUGAACAUCCUGGUGUGGACAUGCUUCAAUCGACUUUGAAAGGUUUCCAAUCAGCUGCAGCAGCAUCCUCUCAACAACAGCAAGCCUCAUCCAAUUCUGUUGAUGGUGCUCAAACUCUCUUCUUACCUUUGGUACUCAACGCUGCUUCAUUGGCCACCAUGGCUGCUUUGGCUGAACGUUCAGGACAAUCCAUGGAUCGAUUCGCUACUGAAAAACUCAAACCCUAUGAAGAUAAAAUUGCAACAAAGAUUGCUCCAUUCGUUCAAUCUAAAACAUUUCAACAUGUCAAUAACGCAUUGGCAGUGGUUUCAAGUGCAACGAGUUUGAAAGGUGGUUUGAAAGCGUUGGGAUUGGUAAGAAAGAUUAAACUCCCACCUGGAGCUCUGCAAAACGUUCGAAGUGCUUUGAAACUGGCUUCAAACGUUGUGAAAAAUCGACGACAAGAGAUUAUGAACAUGAUUAAAAAGAAUCCUUCACAGGCAUUGAAACAAUUUACCAAGAUUCAGAAUCGUGUGGAGAGAGUUCAAGGACAAUGGGAAGAUUUGAAAGGAAAUGUGAGAAAAUUCAGAGAUGAUCUUGUGAAUGGAAAUAACGGUCAAGAGGAAAUGUCACAACAGCAGUCCACAAAUCCAGAAUCAACUCAACAGUCCUUCGUGUCCCCAGGAAAUGGAGGUCGAUCACAAGAACGAUCGAGAAGAGGAAGUCCAGGAUCGAAUGGAAAUCAAAGAAGAGGAAAUACAAGAUCUAAUGGAAAUAACAAUACAAGAAGAAGAGGUAAUUCAAGAUCAAAUGGAAAUCAAAGAAGACGUAAUGGCAGAUCGACUGGAAACAACAGAAGAACGACCAAUAGAUCAAAGAACAGAAAUGGUAAUUCUUCAAGACGACUUGGACAAGGUCCAUCCAGAAGAAAUCGAGGAGGAAUUCAGAGAUCCAAUCAACAACAACGAAGAAAUAACAACAUGAAUCAAAGAAGAACAACCAACAACAAGAGGAAUUCCAAUAAUUUUCCAAGAAGAGGAAACUCACAAACAGGAUCAAGACAGAGAUCUAGUAAUUCGAAUGUUCGAAAAGUUUCCAAUCCAUUCUUAAGAGGCGCCUCUGCCAAUUCCUCGAAAAAAGGUUCAUUCAUGAAUCGAAGCAGCAAUCAGUUUCGUUCAUCCUCUUUGAAACCAACAAAAAAACUCUCUUUUCCAACGAACUUUUCUACACCAAAGUUGAAAUUUAGAAAGUAA